AAGACGACGCAGAAAAAGAAGAAGAGGGGGGAGGGAUGUUUUGUUGACAGCAACAGUGUUUGUUUAUAAACACGUCUCUUUAACCGUUUAAAUUUCUCUGUUUUUUUAAUUCCAUGGGGUUUUGCCUGUUGCCUUUUUGAUUGUGGCGUUGAACUUCAUGAAGUCAUGUUUUUCGGUUUAACAGUCUAGCGCCAGUGUGAUGUCUGAGCGGGAAGUUUGAAAGUAGUUAGCUGUUAGCCUGCGUGCUAACGGGCUGACGGUCCGCGGACAUGUUGCCUCAGACUCACGCCCCGGAUUUAUCUGCUGGAAGCGGACCGGGCCAGUCUUUUUGUAGCGCUGACACCGGGGACGUUUUAGUCCGAUCCACUCGGGUUCAACUCUGCGACAGGAGACACGAACCUGGACUAGGACCUGAACUGGUCCAGCUAACCGUCCAGAAGCUGCCUGAUCCAUUUCCAGUCCGAUGCCUAAGCACCCGGACAGAGAAUGAGCAGAGGCCGAAGCAACGCCAGGCGCCGGACAAAGGUGCUGUUGUAGCGGAACUUCAGGCCGGAAUCAGACGAGCGCUUCUGAAGAAUCCUGGAGCCAUUAAAGAGAACAGACAGCCACCUACGGAGUUGAGCCCAGACAUGAAGCUCUGUGCUAAGACAGACAGUGGUAGCGACCUGCUGACAUCGUGUUUUGCCACUGGAGGUCGAGGAGAUGUUCUGGCAGCUCUGAGACAGCGAUCUCUCAGUGCUUUGCACAGGAGGGAGGUCAAUGUUCAGCUGUCGGAUCCAAGCAUGCAGGAUGAUGCUGGCCUGAGGAUCAGCCCUCAAGAUGCCCCCCAUCAGGGCACCAGCUCCCAAAGCGCAGUGGGUGUAGCAGCGCUCACCACUGCUCCAGACGCCACACAUGCAGCAGCAGUGGCUGCAGCUACCGCUGUCUGCGCUGCAGCUCCACUGAUCAAGGCUCAGUCAGACAUGGAGACUCGAGUGUCUCAGCUGAUGGACAAAAUUGAGAAGCUGCUACAGGCUGACAGGGACACAGACGGCACCAGAGAGGACUUUAACCAGCAGACACUGAAGCACCUGGAGAGGCUGCACAGCCAGCAGUUGCAGCUGCAGAGCUGGCUGCGGGAGUCAGCGCUCCAGGUAGUUACAGACCAUGCCCCCAUUGCUUCUGUAUCCUCUGAGCUCACGGUUGGAGAUCAACUAGAUCACCUGCACGUCCGAGACACUGCAGUGAACGCUCUCUGUAGAAAGAAGCAGACCACCUCAGCAACCAGAGCUGCAUCCGCCACUGCCAUGGAGACAGGCACAGUUGCCAUGGUGACACCCCAAGGCAACGGAUGGACAGAGCAAACCAGGCAGAGUUGGUCCAAACAGGAGGAGCCCAGUGUUUCCAGGGCAGCAGCCCAUAAAGCUGAAGGACCUGGCCCGCAGCCUGCAGCCAGCAAUGGACGGGAAGUGGAGAGGACAGCCAGCGAGGCGCUGAGGGAGAUGGGUCGACUGAAGGCGCUGCUGACCCCAGAAGACAUGAGGAUGACCUCAGAAAACCUGUGGCCCCAAGAAAGCUGCUCACACCCAGAUCAAAACCAGGCACUCUCACAAAGGCUACAGUCCUGUCAUAGUGUGUUCCAGUUGUGUCAGAACCAAUCCCAACCAAAUCCUGUCCAGCCACAGCUAUCCCAGUACCAUCAACAGCAGCCCAAUCAAAACCACUCUCAACCAGCCCAUCCCCAUUCCAGGAGAUUCCAGUCCCACCAAAGCCCGUUGCAAGAAAUCCAGUCCAAACACAGUGACUCACAGCAGGCUCAGUCCCAGCAGGCCCAAAACCAGUCUGUGCCAGUCCAGAGGAGGCCUUUGGUUCCAUCCACACUGGAGGAGGCAGGUCAGGUUCUCCGUCAGGUUCGGAGACAGAGGAAGGUUCUGGAGGAGAACCUUGAAGCUCUUCUCAGAGCCAACAGGGGAGAGGUCCUGUACUGCCAACUGGAAGCACUGGCUGAUAACAGAGACUGGACCAACAAGGUUCGGAUCAAGAAGACAGUGGAUGCCUGGAUCAGCGCCCUGACCAACGAUACGCAGACUGACCAAUCACAGCGAGGGGCUGCUGUAAACUCCCACCCCCCAGCGAGGAGGAGUCCAAUGAGCACGUCCAGAGGAACAGGCAUCAAGGCGGUGGUGGGACGAGGAGGCAGAGCUCAGACAGAUGUAAGCAAACAGGUGCAGGGGGCGGAGCCUGACCAAGGGACAGGCGUGAUGAAAGGCAAACAGCUGGAAGGGGAGUCGUACCUCACCCGCCUCUAUGGCAGAGCUCCCCAUGAAGGUCUGAGGCGAACCCUGAAGAAGAGUCCGUACCUUCGCUUCAGCUCCCCUGCCUCGGUGCUCGGCGGCAAAGCCCGGCCACGCCUGGUGGAGAGAGUCCAAGGUGUGAAAGUGAAAUCCUGCAAGACUCAGACCAUGGCUCAAUCAGCUGUAGGACAACAACAGCACAGCUUUAGCGCCGCCCACAUGAAGUCUAGUGGAGCUACCGAUGUUCAGUCUGUGCCUGUCGCUGUCCCUCUGGGUCGUCGCAGGGUGGAGGUAUCAUCCAGGAGUCGCCAUGCUCCUCCUUCUACCAGUGUGGUUGCUACGGACAACGGUGCACCUGAGCAACAGUCACAGAACAAGUCAGAUGCAGGUGAAGCUCCUCCGUCACACAGUGUUUACAUCAUUGAGAGGAAGAGCGAGGAAGAGGACGAUGUCUUCCCUGGAAGCGACUUGGAGUCUGUGACACAUGUUCAGGUCGCCAUAGAGCUGGACCCUGAGCCGCCGCCUCCUCCUCCAGUUCUCUACCGGGGACCGCCCUUCCCCCCACAGCCGCUCUCCGCCCUCCCUGCUCCAGAUCCCGUACCUGUUCUGGGCCUGGAUCGGCAGAGGGACGUUCUGGAGAACCGGCUGGUAGAAUGGAUGGAGCAACAGCUGAUGUCCAGGAUGAUCUCGGAGAUGUACACACCCACGGCCUUUGACCCAGUCCACAAUGUUUCCCCUGGGCCGUCAGAAUCUGACGAGCAAGGCGUCGCCUCAGACAUUGUGGAGGCAGCAGGUGGUGCAGGUCUGCAGCUGUUUGUAGACUCCAACAUUGAGGUGGACUCAGCUCUGAUCAGGCAGCUGGUCAGCGAGGUUCUGACAGAGACUGUAUCACUGUUGCUGGGACAAAGGGACUUACGACAUACAGACCCAGAACUAGCACAAGCGGCCGCUCAGGAGAAGAAACUGGUCCUGCUGGUCCCUACUCCAGUACCAACUCCUCCACCCAGUCCAGUGCCAUUUGUCAGAGAGGGCACGCCCCUGACGACACCCCCUCCCUCUGAACCAAUCAGCCAGCUAAACAAUAAACCUCUUCAGCCAGUCACAGCCAGUGAGCACAUCACGCCCACCUCCAGCCCAGAGCCCACCCCUCCUGCUGUCCUUCGGGCUCCUCCCCCUCUCACCUGGGGAAACACUGAGCUGCCCCUGGAUGAGGAGCAGCCAGAGGCACCUCUGGAUACGCUCAGUCCACCUCUGGUCAUGUCAGUAGCAGAAGAGGAGCCUCCCCUUUCCUCCCCUGAUCCUCCUCCUCUGCCAUCUGUUCCUCCUGCUGCCCCCUCACCUCCUCCUGACCCCGGACCACUGUCCCUGUCCGGCUCCUCUGAGGACUCUAGCAGCAGCAGCAGUGCAGUAACUGAAGCUGCACUCAAACACAUCUCAGAGGGAGAACUGCUCAUCAGUGUGAACCUUCAGGCUGCUCUGACAGAAAAUGAAACUGCCUGCAGUUAUUCCAGCUCUAUGCAAGACAUGGACUUUGACCCCCCCAGUGAAGGACAGGUCAAGGGUCAAGACCUGCAGCUGCUGACAAAGAUGGAGCAGCAAUUGUCCCACCAAGGAGAGAGGCCACAGCCCGAGGGAUCUUGGGGGAGGGAGGAGGAGCUGAGUGUGGGGGAGGUGAGAGACAACUGGACUACAGAACCUUCUAGGACUACAAAUCCCAGCAACGGUACAUCAGCUCAGCAGGAUGCGACAACCUCCUCACCCGGACAGACCAGUCAGUGUGCAGAUGUUUCAGAUGUCAGUUUUGAUUCAACCAAUCAGGGCUUGGUUUCCAUGGGCGGCCUGAUGGUGGAGCCAGUCAAUACCCUGACCUUUAACCUCCAGACUGAAUUGUCACUGUCGCCACAUCCUCCUCACCUGUUGAACGCACACACCGCAGCACAGGUUGUUCCCAUCCAGGUGAAACGAAUCAGCAGACGAACGGAGCCAGACCUGCAGCCAGGAGGAACCAGGAAGAUGGAUGUUCACCUGCCCUUCAUCAGAACGGAGCAGGAGGAGUCAGUCAGCAGCGCACAGACAUCCUCUACCAAUGAUGUUUUCUAGAAAGAAAAGCCUGGAGCUGGUCAGAGAUCAAUGAUACAAGUAUUUAGUGUUUUUACAGAAAUAAAAGCUUUUACUCAACCAGGUUUUUGGACCUGAACCUCUGUAAUCUGGGCUUAAAGACUGUGUUGACAUAUUAAAUCUUUGCAACGACA
Betta splendens (Siamese fighting fish) is the source of this 4525-nucleotide messenger RNA. RefSeq names its product KIAA0586 ortholog. Gene Ontology annotation, cellular component: centriole; ciliary basal body. Lineage: Eukaryota; Metazoa; Chordata; Actinopteri; Anabantiformes; Osphronemidae. Bases 270 to 4373 code for a protein of 1367 amino acids. The transcript has 29 exons. The record is from RefSeq and is a predicted model, not a curated record. Gene Ontology annotation, biological process: smoothened signaling pathway.